Messenger RNA from Leptidea sinapis, 1533 nucleotides. Its product is annotated as von Willebrand factor A domain-containing protein 8-like. The coding region runs from base 510 to 1376 and encodes 288 amino acids. Gene Ontology annotation, cellular component: cytoplasm. NCBI's taxonomy places the organism in Eukaryota, Metazoa, Arthropoda, Insecta, Lepidoptera, Pieridae. The record is from RefSeq and is a predicted model, not a curated record. The transcript has 8 exons.
UUUUAAUUAAGACAUUAUUUAUUAUUUUCUCUUAAUUAAAACACACAACUACACAUACCAAAAAAGAAGAGGACACUGUCAGUAAAUUAUGCCAAAAACCAUCUCUCUAUAGCAAAUACCACCUCCGAGGCUAUAAAUGGCGCUAAACUUCAUCAUGACAACUAUGACAAACACUACUCUUUGACUCACUUCAUCUGCAGUCCCCCUGAAAACGAGAUCUGGAAAGGUCUUGAAACGUCGGAUUUACUAAAAUAAAAUAAAAAUGUAACUCUUACGCAAAAGUCUAAUGUUAAAUCAGUUACAAUUACACGCGUUUUAAUCCUUUAAAAGUGUUUUAUUUAAAUGUGUAACACUCGCAUUAAUCAAAGAAUUUACUACAGUCUAGUUCUUAUAGAUCUCCCUAGGAACAACUUGGCAGGAUACUCUCCUUGGACUGUAUUUGCGGUACAAAUCUGAGUCAGGCGGAGAUAGACGAUGUGCCGGAACACGUAAAGAAGGCAGCGCGGGAGAUGAACAGGAAAGUGUUCGAGGAACGGCUGCAGGAGAUCAGGAUGAGCGAGUUUGACGCGGGCCUGUACCAACAGUUCUACAGAGCGGUGCAGCCUCAGAUCAGUGCGUUACGUGGAGUACUCGCAGAGUUGCAGGCGAAGAAGAAGGAGAGGCAGUGGAGCAGACACCAGACUAGCGGGGAGUUGGACGACGGGAAGAUUAUUGAAGGUAUAACAGGCGAGAGAUCAAUAUACCGCCGUCGAACAGAACAGGAGCCACCGCCCGGUGCGCCGCCGGACAAACCCAAGAGACUGAGGCUAGUGCUCGACGUGUCCGGUAGUAUGUACAGAUUCAAUUCAUACGAUGGUCGUUUAGAACGAUCGAUGGAAGCAGUAGUUCUAUUGACGGAGGCGCUAAAAGGCUACGAGUCCAGGAUACGAUACGAUAUGUACGCGCACUCAGGAGAGGAGCACGCGCUAGAACUGGUGCGAGUCGAUCGCCCUCCCGACAACGAGAAGGAGAGGUUACAGAUAAUCCGCACCAUGCACGCGCACGCGCAGUUCUGCUGGUCGGGUGACAACACCCUGCCUGCUAUGCGACAUGCCAUCACCACUCUGGCGGGGAAGGAUGCUGACGAGGCCAUCCUCGUGGUGUUAUCUGACGCCAAUUUGCGCCGGUACGGUAUAUCGCCACAAGAGCUGGGCAGUAUCCUGAUGUCGGACCCUCGAGUGCAAGCGCAUGUUGUGUUCAUUGGAAGUUUGGGUGACGAAGCCAACACGUUGCUACGCGCCUUGCCAGUUGGCCACGCCCACGUGUGCAUGGAAGUGUCGUCACUGCCGCAUAUCAUGCAGCAGAUAUUCGCCUCCUCGCUGUUGCAGAACUCCUAGUACCAACAAUCAAUCAGCACGCACAAUAUUAGCGCAUCGGACAUGAAAACUAUGAUGAAAAAUUUUAAAGACUUUAUUCGACUUUCUUUUUAGCUAUACUUUUAGCAAAUUAAAUAUGUAGUUUUUUUUAUAAUUAAAUGGUCGCAGGCGGCUCGGU